Scomber scombrus (Atlantic mackerel) is the source of this 642-nucleotide messenger RNA. RefSeq names its product ubiquitin like 5 (gene ubl5). The record is from RefSeq and is a predicted model, not a curated record. NCBI's taxonomy places the organism in Eukaryota, Metazoa, Chordata, Actinopteri, Scombriformes, Scombridae. The transcript is spliced from 5 exons. Gene Ontology annotation, cellular component: nucleus; cytoplasm. Gene Ontology annotation, biological process: protein modification process; mRNA splicing, via spliceosome. The coding region runs from base 119 to 340 and encodes 73 amino acids. Gene Ontology annotation, molecular function: protein tag activity; protein binding.
CUUCCAUCGAAACUAAUCAGUUUUUACAGCGAGCAGGACGAAGAGCGUUCCAGAAAAAUAUCCGCACAAAAAAGGAUUAUUUUAUAUUCUGCUGUUAAUUUCCAGCAGCAAACAGAAGAUGAUCGAGGUGGUUUGCAACGAUCGUUUGGGCAAAAAAGUCCGGAUCAAGUGCAACUCUGAGGAUACAAUUGGAGAUCUGAAGAAGCUCAUUGCUGCACAGACAGGAACGCGACAUGACAAGAUUGUAUUAAAGAAAUGGUAUACCAUAUUCAAGGACCAUGUGUCUCUCGGUGACUAUGAAAUUCAUGAUGGGAUGAACCUGGAGCUGUACUAUCAGUAAACCAGAGGAAGACCACACAUCAAUGCUACUUGAUAACCUUCGUCCUCGUUACACACAAACAUACAGAUACAGAAAUUGCAUCGAUGGAAUCUGUCGCAGGAAACCACCUUAAUCAGACAACACGGCUGAAAGAGAAGAGUGGGGUCUACCACCCAGUCAUUACAUAGAUCUCAGUUUUAGCUGUUAAUUUUUUGCCCAGAAUUGAUUAAGUGAAAUACAUGUUGUUGUUCUAUACUGUUUUUUUUUUGAUAUUUUGGAAUUAAAGCUGAUAUUUACCUACCUAUAACUGAGUGCUGGUCUUU